Molecule: messenger RNA, 3713 nt
Organism: Pangasianodon hypophthalmus (striped catfish)
Lineage: Eukaryota; Metazoa; Chordata; Actinopteri; Siluriformes; Pangasiidae
Gene: hspa4a
Product: heat shock protein 4a
Exons: 19
Coding region: 260-2776 (838 amino acids)
Biological process (GO): protein folding
Cellular component (GO): cytosol; nucleus
Molecular function (GO): ATP binding; ATP-dependent protein folding chaperone
Source: RefSeq, a predicted model, not a curated record
CGUAUUAGUGAAGAAGGAGCAGUCACCGGGUGCAGUGCUCUCCACUUCUCCGCUUACUCUCAGUCAAUGGAGUGGCGUGGAUUAGUAUUAUUAUCAUCACCAUCAUUAGCCUCAACAUCAACAUCAACAUCAACAUCAUCACUGAGUACAUUCUUUAGGUUGUAGGAACAGUUUGUGCGCUAGUUGCUGUUGUUGUUUUUAUUUUAUUUUAUUUAAAGAAGGCACUCUGAGGUCCUGUGGUGAAGCCUGAGUGGUGAAAAUGUCAGUAGUGGGAUUUGAUGUGGGUUUUCAGAGCUGUUACGUUGCUGUGGCCAGAGCCGGUGGAAUAGAGACCGUCGCUAACGAGUACAGCGACAGAUGCACCCCGGCCUUCGUAUCUUUCGGACCUCGAAAUCGGGCAGUAGGCGCCGCCGCGAAGAGCCAGGUGGUCACGAACUGCAAGAAUACCAUCCAAGGCUUUAAGCGGUUCCAUGGCAGGGCGUUCACUGACCCGUAUGUCCAGGCAGCAAAGUCCAGCCUGGUGUACGACCUCGCUCAGAUGCCCACAGGCACCACCGGCAUCAAGGUCAUGUACAUGGAGGAAGAGAAGGUGUUCAGUAUUGAGCAGGUCACCGCUAUGCUUCUGACCAAGCUGAAGGAGACGGCCGAGGCUGCGCUGAAGAAGCCAGUGGCAGACUGCGUCAUUUCUGUUCCCAGCUUCUUCACUGAUGCAGAGAGAAGAUCGGUUAUUGACGCCGCGCAGAUCGCCGGCCUCAACUGCCUGCGACUCAUGAGCGAGACGACUGCAGUUGCCCUGGCGUAUGGCAUUUACAAGCAGGAUCUGCCCGCCCCUGAGGAGAAACCCAGGACCGUCGUGUUUGUGGACGCCGGACAUGCUGGCUAUCAGGUUUCUGCCUGCGCCUUUAACAAGGGGAAGUUAAAGGUCCUGGCGUCCGCGUUUGACAGCGAGCUCGGUGGUAAAGACUUCGAUGAGAUACUCGUUCAGUAUUUCUGCAAAGAGUUCGCCAAGAAGUACAAACUGGACGUGCGGUCGAAGCCUCGCGCUCUGGUGCGCCUCUACCAGGAGUGUGAGAAGCUGAAAAAGCUCAUGAGCGCCAACUCCUCCGACCUGCCGCUCAACAUCGAAUGCUUCAUGGAUGACAUCGACGUUAGCAGCAAACUCAACAGAGGCGAUUUUGAGGAGAUGUGUGCGGCGCUGCUGGCUAAAGUGGAGGGACCCCUGCGCAGCGUGCUCGAACAAGCCAAGCUAAAGAAAGAGGAUGUUUACGCAGUGGAAAUUGUAGGUGGGGCCUCUCGGAUCCCUGCCAUCAAAGAGCGAGUCAGCAAAUUCUUCGGGAAGGAGCUGAGCACGACGCUAAAUGCGGACGAGGCCGUGGCCAGAGGCUGCGCACUGCAGUGCGCAAUCCUGUCUCCUGCCUUCAAAGUGCGAGAGUUUUCCAUCACAGACGUGGUUCCGUAUCCCAUCUCCCUGAAAUGGAAUUCAGCAGCCGAGGAAGGCUUAAGUGAUUGUGAAGUUUUCCCGAAAAACCAUCCUGCACCUUUCUCUAAAGUGUUAACCUUCUACCGCAAGGAGCCUUUCUCCCUGGAGGCCUACUACAACAACCCGAAGGAGCUGCCGUAUCCCGACCCGACCAUCGGUCAGUUCACUAUCCAGAAGGUGUCGCCUCAGGCAUCAGGCGAGUGCUCUAAGGUGAAGGUGAAGGUGCGUGUGAACGUGCAUGGCGUGUUCAGCGUGUCCAGUGCCUCCCUGGUGGAAGUGCUGAAGGUUACAGAGGGAGAAGAGCCCAUGGAGACGGACAACGCUGCCAAAGAGGAAGAGAACAAGAUGCAAGUGGACCAAGAGGAGCAGAAAAGCCAGGGCGACGGGCCGAAAGAGAGCGUAGAUAAGAAAUCUGACACUGAGGACAUGGAGACUGAGGAAAACAAGCAGGAAAAGAAGAACGAUCAGCCUCCACAAGCCAAGAAACCCAAAGUGAAGACAAAGACCGUAGACCUGCCGAUUGAGAACAGCCUGCACUGGCAGCUUCCUAACGAGCUGCUCAAUCUGUUUGUGGAGAAUGAGGGGAAGAUGAUCAUGCAGGACAAGCUGGAGAAGGAGAGGAACGACGCUAAGAACGGGGUUGAGGAGUACGUGUAUGAGAUGAGGGACAAACUGCAUGGUGCACUGGAGAAGUUCGUCAGUGAAGAAGAUCGAGAUGCUUUUAGUCUAAAACUUGAAGACACAGAAAACUGGCUGUACGAAGAAGGAGAAGAUCAACAGAAGCAGGUGUACAUUGAUAAACUGGCAGAGCUGAAGAAACUGGGACAGCCGAUCCAGGAACGCGCGAUAGAGGCGGAGGAGAGACCAAAAGCCUUCGAGGAGCUCGGGAAGCAAAUCCAGAAGUACAUGAAGAUUUUAGAAGCGUACAAAGCAAAGGACGAGCAGUAUGAGCACCUGGACGAGUUGGAGGUGAUGAAGGUGGAAAAGCAGGUGAACGAGGCCAUGAACUGGAUGAACAGCAAAAUGAAUGAACAGAGCAAGCAGAGUCUGACACUAGAGCCUGUUAUUAAAGCCGGCGAGAUUCAAGCCAAAACCAAGGAGCUGUCCUCCACCUGCAACCCCAUCAUCUCAAAACCCAAACCCAAAGUCGAGCCACCAAAGGAGGAUAAGACGCCUGAGCAGAACGGCCCGGUUAACGGACAGGAAGGUUCAGAGAACCGGUCCAACAGCCCAAACAAAGACCAACCGGCGCCAGAAUCCACAGAGGCCAAGCUUCCGGAAAUGGACAUCGACUAACACUUCAUCCACUCCAUCGUUCUCUCAGCUCGCCUCCAGGUCGUGACUGAAACAAGCUAGCUACCGUUAGUUUCGUUAUCAGAAGGCACUGCGAAGCUUUCCUGAACUCGUCGUGUGUGGAUUCCUUUUCUCUUUUCUCUUUUUUUUUUUUUUUUUUUGCUGUAUAAAUAAGGUUGCACAUGUGUUGGUCUUUUUCACAUUAAAGAAAGCUGAGCUUGAAGAUGGGGACUUGGGUUCUGUGUCACUUUGAAACAUUCACGCUCGUGAUUGGACAGUUAGCUUUACGGAGUUACGUACAGGUGAGGAUGAUGUCGUAUGUUAGAGAAAAACUGCACACGUUUUAACUUGAUGGGAAUUUUUUUUUUUUUUUUUUUUGAGAAACCUUUGCUUUUAGUUUCGCAUCGUUUCUUAACGUUUGUCAUGUCACUUGACUUCGUGCACUUCUACGAAUCAAAAUGAAGUAUGAAAACACUGAAAAGGAAUAAAAUUUAAAAUAAGAUCAGUGUUGUUGAUAGGCCGCUGGAUCUGUUCUCGUUAUGCCGUAUUUCAUCGUUUCACUGAAGCAUCACUUCGUGGCUGAGGUUCCUGUGUGUCGUUGCUUUCUUGAUUUCCCCAGAACGUUUCGUUUUUGUUUUUGUUUUUGUUUUAUUCCCCACUGCCAGUACGCAUAGUAGAGACCAACCAGGUGUUUUUUUUUUCCAGUCACGAUAAUAAAAAUAAAUAAAUCAUUCAUUUUUGGUGCACUGAUACGGAAACUGUUUGAAAUGUAGUUCAUUUGGAGGUAAAGUCCUUCUGCGAACCCUGUACUAGGUGCUACGAUUCCAUCGUCUCUUCAUGUUCUUUCAGAGGAAAAGCAAAAAGGUUGUAUAUAAUGUUUUGGUUUGCAGAAUAUUUAUGCUUUCCGUUUUGCUGAGGUGAAAUAAAGGACUUGUAAGGA